This is a messenger RNA of Tilletiopsis washingtonensis, 1399 nucleotides long. RefSeq names its product DUF1295-domain-containing protein. Lineage: Eukaryota; Fungi; Basidiomycota; Exobasidiomycetes; Entylomatales. Bases 211 to 1095 code for a protein of 294 amino acids. Gene Ontology annotation, cellular component: membrane. The record is from RefSeq and is a predicted model, not a curated record. The transcript has 4 exons.
CCUCCCGCGGCCGCGGAUGGACGCCGCACCCGCGCGAGCAGGCAAGCCACGCGGUGCAGGAGCGAUCAUAGGAUGUCAGCCGGACCGCGGCUCCCGCGCACGGGGCGCUGACGUGAGGGUCCUGCGCGGGUACAAGAGACGGGCAGCACGCAGCAUGCGGCACUUGCUCUCCACCCAGCACCACCCCCACCCUCUGACGCCUAGCCCACCAUGCUGCAGCCCGGCCUGCGCGCCCUCAUCCCCACCAUCGGCUUCAUCUUUGCCGGCCAGACGCUCGCCGCCGUGCCGGCCGUGGCGUACAAGACGGAGAAGUACUACGACCUCUCCGGCUCGCUCGGCUUCAUCUCCGCCGUCGGAUUCUCGCUGUACGGCCCGGCGCUGGUGGACAAGUACCUGCGCGGCAACACGCUGGCUGUGCUGCCGAGCAUGCGCUCGUUUGCGCCGCGCCAGCUCAUCGCGUCCGGCCUCGUGCUGCUCUGGGCCGCGCGCCUCGGCAGCUUCCUCUACCAGCGCAUCCAGAAGAGCGGCAAGGACGAACGCUUCGACGAGAUCAAGCAGAGCCCGCCCAAGUUCUUCGGCGCGUGGAUGAUGCAGGCCGCGUGGAUUUCGCUCACCGCCAUGCCCGUCUGGCUCAUCAACGCCGUGCCCGCACGCAUGCACCCGGCGCUCGGCGCCUGGGACGCCGUGGCGCUCGGCAUCUGGGCCGCCGGCUGGGGCCUCGAGGUGGUGGCCGACCGCCAGAAGAGCGCGUGGCGCGCGCGCAAGGACGCCGGCGAGCACAAUGAGGGCUUCAACCACGACGGCGUGUGGACGUGGAGCCGGCACCCCAACUACGCGGGCGAGGUGACGCUCUGGUUCGGCCAGUUCCUGCUCGCCGCCGGCGUGCUGCGCGGCGCCAGCGCUGCGGGCUUCGGCCCGUGGAGCGUCGGCCUGGCGGCCUCGUCGCCGGUGCUCGAGUACUGCCUGAUCCGCUUCAUCUCGGGCGUGCCGAUGGUCGAGAAGAACAUGGACAAGAAGCUCAAGGACGAUGCCGAGUACAAGAAGUACAAGGCCACCGUGCCGUGCUUCUGGCCCUUCAUCGGCCCCGUCAACUAGGCGUCUCGCUGCACAAUACCACGUCCGCGCACACGACCCCUGUACAAAAGAAAUGCAUCGCAGCAGCGUCAUGACCACACCAUACACAGGCUAGGCGGGGUACUUUGCCGCCAGCGCGUCGUACUGCUCCUGGCUCAGCGGCAGCACGGAGCCGUGGCGCUGGCCGUAGGGGAAGUUGGGCGCGUCGGGCUUGCUCCACGGGCCGGUCUGGAUGUCCGACGUGCCGUACACCUCGUACGAGCCCUGGCCCGAGUAGUUGUCGAGCAGCAGGUGCACGAGGCCCGGCGUGAGGUUGUCGGCGUAC